Melanotaenia boesemani (Boeseman's rainbowfish) is the source of this 4437-nucleotide messenger RNA. Its product is annotated as rho guanine nucleotide exchange factor 10-like protein. Gene Ontology annotation, molecular function: guanyl-nucleotide exchange factor activity; protein binding. Bases 135 to 4067 code for a protein of 1310 amino acids. Gene Ontology annotation, cellular component: cytosol. Gene Ontology annotation, biological process: actin cytoskeleton organization; SREBP signaling pathway; positive regulation of stress fiber assembly. The transcript is spliced from 28 exons. The record is from RefSeq and is a predicted model, not a curated record. Lineage: Eukaryota; Metazoa; Chordata; Actinopteri; Atheriniformes; Melanotaeniidae.
GUUGUUGAAAUGGGAGGACGGGAGCAGCUGCGGUAGGACCACGAGCCGAACCUGGGACGUCAGCAGGAACCGGACCGUGCCGGACUCACCUGUCUGACAGCAGGAGCCAAUGUGAGCAUUAAGAAGGAUUCAUUAUGACCUCAACACAACCACUCAUCCUCUGUCAACCCUUGGAGGAAGAUUUGGAUGAAGAUGAGCAGGGCGAGCCCUUUGAUUUUGAUGACAGCGAUGACAUCAGCUCUCACAUGACCUCUUCUGUGCCUUGGAAUGACCAAACCACAAACACAUCAAUGGCAAAUCCUUAUGACAAGACAGAGACACCCCACAAGAUGGCCGCCAUGAAUGGAACAACUAGAACCGGCUGUUCAGGCAUGGAGGUCAGAGAAUCACCAGAGGGACGCUCCACCUCCUCUGAUCUGGGAGUGACAGCUGAGUCUGAGGGUUUCUGGAAAACAUGCAGCAUUUAUGAAGGAAAGUCCUCUUCAAUGCCCAAAGAUGGUCUGGGCACAUCCAUCUGUGCAUUAAGUGGGUGUAGCACGCAGCAGGCUGCUGAGGUGUCUUCCUCAGUUAGUCUGCAGACUGAGCAACACGUCCCUGCUGCUGCAGACAGACCAGCCAACCAGGAUACAGUCACCUGCAUCCCAGAAAAUAAUUUCAAAAGCACAGAAGUCAUCUAUGAUGACGUUCCCACUGAGAAUCCCCCGACACCGUUGUACAAUGUGGAUGACAUCUAUGAGGACAUCCAAAUACCUGAUUACCAUGACAACAGCUGCUGGAGCUCUGAUGAGUUUGAGAGUUAUGAGGAGCUUUCGGACGGUGGGACAGCUCCCCCAUCUCGACGCAGCAACAAAAUUGAGGUGCUGAGUCUGAAAGAGCGUUGUGCCAUCACCAGAAGGGAGCUAGCAGUGCGACUCAGUUCGCCACAUGUUGCCCACAUCAGACAAAGCUGUGAUACUAAGGUGCAGCAGCUGAUGAAAGCAGCCAGGAAUGGUACCAAGGAUGGUUUAGAGAAAACUAAGUUAGCCAUGAUUCGUAAAGUGUCCUUCCUGCAGAGUAAAGACUCCACAGGUGAGGGAAAGGAUGAUGCCGGUUACAUGGAUGUGUCCGUCUGUGAGUUGAAACACCCUCCAGCAAAGCUCUGCCCCAUGCCAGAGGGGCUCAGCAGUCAGCAGGUCGUCAGGCGCCUCAUCCUCAGCUCGAUUGUGCAAAGUGAAAGCAGCUACCUGGACUCUCUCAGAAGGAUCCUGCAGGAGUACGAGAAGCCUUUGAUGGAGCCACAGUCGGGGAUCCUGAGUCCAAAGAAGGUGCGUCAGAUCUUUUUCCGUCUGAAGGAGAUCCAUCAGUGUCACUUGAUGUUCCAGAUAGCUCUCGCAUCCCGCGUGGGCGACUGGGAUCAGAGCGAGAUGAUCGGCGACCUGUUUGUAGCCUCAUUUUCUAAGUCCAUGGUGCUGAGCGUGUACAGUGACUACAUAAACAACUUCACCAACGCCAUGGUGCUCAUCAAGAAGGCCUGCAUGACUAAAGCUGCUUUCCUGGACUUUCUGAAGAAGAAACAGGCUUCCAGUCCAGACAGAAUCACUCUGUACGGCCUGAUGGUGAAACCAAUCCAGCGCUUCCCUCAGUUCAUUCUGCUACUGCAGGACAUGUUGAAGAACACUCCGAAGUCCCACAGCGACCGGUUGCCUCUGCAGCUGGCUCUCACUGAGCUGGAAACCCUGGCUGAGAAGCUGAAUGAGCAGAAGCGUUUGGCAGAUCAAGAUGCUGAGAUCCAGCAGUUGGCGCACAGUAUGGGUGGUCGCAAUCUCAGCAAGCUUCUGAACUCAGAGCAAAGGCAGCUGAUUCAAUGUGAACUACUAACUGAGACUGUCUACGGUGAUAAAGGUCAAAUUCUCAAGUCAAGGGAGCGAAAGGUCUUUCUCCUCAACGACACCCUGAUUUGUGCAAAUGUCAACCUGAAGGGCCCCCCUGAUAUCAGCAGCCUGGUUCCUGUCGGUCCCAAAUAUUCAGUGAAGUGGAGUGCACCUCUGUCACAGAUUCAGGUGGUGGAGGUGGGCCAGGACAGUCUGCAGAACAAAGACAGCACCAUCACAACCAGAUGCCACAACUCCAGCGGUAAAGUGUUCUUAGGACCUCCAAGAUUGUAUGAAGAUCUGGAGGAGCUGCAGCAUGAUCUGGCGGUGGUGGAGGAGGUGGCCCUGCUGGUCGGCACGCUCCAUGGAAUCUACCAGAAUCUCAACCCCACAGUGUCUCAUGACUGGUGUCUAGCUCUACAGAGGCUCAUCCGUCUAAAAGAAGAGGAGAUCCAGAAUGCCAACAAAUGCUGCCUUCGUAUUUCUGUUCCAGGGAAACCUGACAAGUCUGGUCGUCCAGUGAGCGUCAUGGUGGUCUUCAACACUCCCAGCCCUCACAGUAAGAUUUCCUGGGUGAACCGACUUCAUCUUGCUAAGAUGGCUCAGAAGAAAGAAAACACUUCAGGGUGGGAAUAUGCUGAAGAAGAUGGAAAGAUGAAAGCUCUGUUUAGUUUUCCAAUGCUGACCUGCUCACUCCCUGUUUUGCCCUCCACAACAAACACAAUAAGGAUGAAGGCAGCUCUUCACAGUCCAUCACAGUCCAGCCUGCUUGGGUUCUGCUCCAUCAGUACAUGCUUACCACAAGGAUACCUCUGGGUUGCCAGUGGGGGAGGCACCUCCAACCACGGCCAAAUACAGAUGUUCUCCUUAAACCGUGCCACACCUCGCCUGGUUAAAACCUUUCCACUGAAGUCGGCAGUCCUCUGCCUGGAGUAUGUGAAGGAGCCAUGUCCCAGCACAGAGGAGGAGGAAGACGUCCAGAAGGCACAGAGUGUAGUCAAGUUAGGAAAUAUCAUCUGUGUUGGCCUGCAGGAUGGAAGUAUCCUUGUGCACAGCUGUGUGGACACAACAGUUCAAUGUCUGCAGACCUUGGUGAACCCUGACAGCUGCCCAGUCCUCUGCCUCAAACACUCACCAGCUUUCCUCUUUGCUGGACUGGCCAAUGGCAAAGUAGCUGUGUUUCACAGAAAAGCUGGAGAGAUGCUGUGGGAUAUGAACUCAUGCAAGCUGGUGUCCGUGGGCUCUGAACCAGUCUUGAGUCUGCUGACACUUGAAGAUGCUGUAUGGUCCAGCAGUGCCAACCAAGUUACUGUUAUCCAAGGAACCAGCCUCCACACACAGAACUUCGAAGCCCACCCUGACCCAGGCUGCAGUGUUAGCCACAUGGUCCAUUCGGGUGGAGGGGUUUGGAUGGCCUUCUCAAAGGGCUCUUCCAUUUACUUGUUUCACACAGAGACCUUGGAGCUACUGCAGGAUGUCAAUAUCUCAACCCGCUCCAACAAUCUCUCACCAGGAGAGGUGUGGAUCUCCAGCUUACUGAUCUGUCAGGGUCUUUUGUGGGUGGGCACUAACCAGGGCGUCAUCCUCACUUUCCCAGUACCCUCUCUGGAGGGUAUUCCUAAAAUCACAGGAAAGGGGAUGACAUCUCUGAAUGCUCACUGUGGCCCAGUGGACUUCCUGGUGCCAGCCUCCAGCACCCUGGCCUCUGACUUACUUAGACGAGAAGUCAACAACAGCAAUGAUGAGGGUGCUGAUGGAGAGGAAAAACUGGGAGUAGGGGAAGUUAAUAAUAGAGGAGGAGAAAGUGGGGCAAGAUUGGAAAGGAGCAGCUGUUCCCAAGUCUCAGAAGCUUCUUCACGGAAGGAAGGGAAGCCCAAGCGUCUCCUGCUACAGUAUCGCCUCAGCUCCACCUGUCAGCUUCCUGGAAAGCUGCUGACAGCCCUGCCAGAACAGGGUGGGGUAAAGGCCCCUCCAGACUCCCUGGAGCACAGCCCAGAGGAUGGCUCCAUCUAUGAACUGAGUGAAGACCCUGAUGUGUGGGUAAGGGGACGGACCAUGGAGUGGGGAAAGGAGAGGGAGGCCAAGCGCAGUAAUGUCAUGUCAACAGCCAUUUUCUCUGGUGGGAGAGGAUACCGCAGGAUAGACCAGCCGGUUUCAGUGGAAUCCACCGAAAACACACUGCUGGUGUGGCAGCUCCCUCUCACUCUCGGUCAGUGAUCACAUGACUGAUCUGACCAGCUCCACCGUUUAACUGUGUUACUGCAUUUCCAGACACAUCUGCUACUUUAAAAUAAAGAAAAGUAAAGAAAAUCAGGGACACAUCAGUUUGGCUAUAACAGAGGUUCUAUUAUUGUUUUACAGUGGCUUGAAAAAUAUUCAUCCCAAAUGGUGUUUUUUUUUCUUUUGUAAAUUAUAUAAUUCAAACUCAUUUUAUUUUUGUUUUUUAAAAAAACAAUAGGUCCAAAUUGGUGAAGUUAUAGAAAAUAAACUCAACUCGGCUUUAUUUAUAUAGCCCUUUAAAACAACCACAGCUGAAACAAAGUGCUGUACAAAAAUGGACAAAGCAACACAUAAAAAUACAAAAAUC